AAACUUGCAGCUGCUCACUUUUCAGACUAUGCUCUUGUUUGGUGGAAUAAGUUUGCAAAAGAGAGAUUGAGAAAUGAGGAGCCAGCGGUGGAAACAUGGGCUGAAAUGAAACGAAUCAUGAGGAAAAGAUAUGUCCCUUCAAGCCAUGCUAGGGAUGUAAAAUUUAAACUUCAAAAACUUACCCAAGGCAGCAAGAGUGUUGAGGAGUAUUACAAAGAACUUGAGGUGCUUAUGUUGCAAGCCAAUCUUGAGGAGGAUGAAGAGGUAACCAUGAUUCGAUUUAUUAAUGGUCUAUCUAAUGAUGUUAGAGAUAUUGUAGAACUUCAGGAAUAUGUAGACAUGGAAGAAUUGCUGCACAAGGCCACUAAAGUUGAGCAACAACUCAAAAGGAAAGGGCUUGCAAGGAAGAGUUCUACCAAUUCCAAUUCAUCUUGGAGAGACAGAAUGAAGAAUGAAGGGCCGAGCACCCUUAGCAAACCAGCCACCAAACCACAAGCUUCAGCUUCUUCAAAACCUCUUGAACAACCAUCCAAAAAGAGCAAAGAGGUCAAGUGCUUCAAAUGCCAAGGUAUGGGACAUUAUGCUUAUGAAUGUGCCUCCAAAAAGACCAUGAUUCUUAAGGAUGAUGGAGACUACACCAGUGAGUCCGAAGGAGAACAAAGUGAAGAAGAAGAGGAGGCAGCCAUGAAUGGUGAACUGUUGAUGAUCCGGAGAAUGCUUGGUAGCCAACAAAAGCCAAAGAAAGAAAGCCAAAGAGAGAAUAUCUUUCACACAAGAUGUUCUGUCAAUGGGCAGAUUUGCUUGAUGAUUGUUGAUGGCGGGAGCUGUACUAAUGUGGCUAGUGAAAGAAUGGUGGAGAAGCUGAACCUGGUCACAAAACCACAUCCUUGGCCAUACAAACUUCAAUGGCUCAGCCACUAUGGAGAAAUACAAGUAAGUAAGCAAGUUGAAGUUGACUUUUCCAUUGGCAAAUACAGGGAUAAGGUUCUUUGUGAUGUUGUUCCCAUGGAGGCUAGUCACAUACUGCUGGGAAGACCAUGGCAAUAUGACACCAAGGAUUAUGAGGAUGUGUUUCCAACAAGUGUUCCAAGUGGUCUACCACCACUGAGAGGAAUUGAGCAUCAAAUUGAUCUCAUUCCGGGAGCUUCUUUGCCUAAUAGGCCAGCAUAUAGAAGCAACCCACAAGAAACCACUGAAAUUCAAAGACAAGUGGAAGAACUCUUGAACAAAGGGUGGGUAAGAAAUAGCAUGAGUCCUUGUGCUGUACCGGUGAUUUUGGUACCAAAGAAAGAUGGGACUUGGAGAUUUGUUGUGAGUUCGAAAGGAGUGCAGGUUGAUGAGGAAAAGAUCAAAGCCAUUCAAGAGUGGCCCUCUCCUAAAUCCGUGGGUGAUGUAAGAAGUUUUCAUGGCUUGGCCAGUUUCUACAGGAGGUUUGUAAAGGACUUUAGUACCUUGGCAGCACCCCUAAAUGAAGUGGUGAAAAAGAAUGUGGGUUUUCAUUGGGAAAAGAAUCAAGAAGAGGCCUUUGCUGCCCUAAAGCAUAAGCUUACCCAUGCACCUAUACUUGCUUUACCUAACUUUGCUAAAUCUUUUGAACUUGAAUGUGAUGCUUCAAAUGUAGGUAUUGGAGCUGUGUUGCUUCAAGAAGGCCACCCAAUUGCUUAUUUUAGUGAAAAGUUAAGCGGAGCUGCCCUUAACUAUUCUACUUAUGAUAAGGAAUUGUAUGCUUUGGUGAGAGCUUUGAAGACCUGGCAGCAUUAUCUUUUGCCCAAGGAAUUCGUGAUUCAUAGUGAUCAUGAGUCGCUGAAAUACUUGAAGGGGCAAGGUAAGUUGAACAAAAGGCAUGCCAAAUGGGUUGAAUUUUUGGAACAAUUUCCCUAUGUCAUAAAACACAAAAAGGGGAAAAGUAACAUUGUGGCUGAUGCUUUAUCCAGGAGACACGUGCACAAUGGAUUUUUAUUUAAGGAAAACAGGUUGUGUGUGCCUAAAAGUUCCAUUAGAGAACUGCUUGUUAAAGAAUCCCAUGCUGGGGGACUAAUGGGUCAUUUUGGAGUCCAAAAGACUCUAGAAACUUUACAGGAACAUUUCUAUUGGCCCAAAAUGAAACAUGAUGUGAUCAAGUUUUGUGAACAUUGCAUUGUUUGCAAGAAGGCUAAGUCUAAGGUGAUGCCACAUGGUUUGUAUACUUCUUUGCCAAUCCCUGAAUACCCUUGGGUUGACUUGUCUAUGGACUUUGUUUUAGGCCUCCCUAGAACAAAGAAUGGUAAGGAUUCCAUUUUUGUGGUUGUUGAUAGGUUUUCAAAAAUGGCUCACUUUAUUCCUUGCAGGAAAGCUGAUGAUGCUUGUCACGUUGCUGAUUUGUUCUUUAAAGAAGUUGUAAGACUUCAUGGGAUGCCUAGAAGCAUAGUUAGUGAUAGGGACACCAAGUUCCUAAGUCACUUCUGGAGGACUUUAUGGGGGAAGUUAGGCACCAAACUUUUGUUCUCUACCACUUGCCACCCACAAACUGAUGGGCAAACUGAGGUGGUUAAUAGGACCCUAGGCACCUUGCUUAGGACUGUCCUUAAGGCCAAUUUAAAGGCUUGGGAGGCGUGUUUGCCUCAUGUUGAAUUUGCUUACAAUAGGGCUGUCCAUAGCACUACCAAUUGCUCUCCAUUUGAAGUAGUGUAUGGAUUUAACCCUUUGACUCCUCUUGAUUUGUUGCCUAUGCCUAACAUUUCGGUGCACAUGAGGAAGGAAAGGUUUCCAGAACAAAGGAAAUCCAAACUCCAACCUAGAGGGGAUGGACCUUUUCAAGUGCUUGAGAGAAUCAAUAACAAUGCCUACAAAAUAGCGCUUCCAGAUGGCGGAGAAUUUGAUUUGAGGUCAAAUCCUUUUCAAGAGGGAGGGAAUGAUGAGGACAAGGACAAGGACAAGGGUCAUGGAGCCCUAAAAGGACUUGGAGGACCAAUGACAAGGGCUAGAGCUAAAAAGGCCAAAGAGACUCUUCAGCAAGUAGUGGCAACCAUUCUUGAAGACAAAGUGGUAGAAGAGAUGGAACCAAAAAUCAUGAUGAUCAUUCAGGCCCAAGAAGAAGAGCCAGGGGAAGGGGUUUUGCCUUGA
This is a messenger RNA of Lotus japonicus, 3102 nucleotides long. RefSeq lists its product as uncharacterized. Gene Ontology annotation, biological process: DNA integration. Lineage: Eukaryota; Viridiplantae; Streptophyta; Magnoliopsida; Fabales; Fabaceae. The annotation marks the transcript as partial. The transcript is spliced from 7 exons. Gene Ontology annotation, molecular function: zinc ion binding; nucleic acid binding. The record is from RefSeq and is a predicted model, not a curated record.